GGCGCUGCCGCCGGGAUGGGGACGCCGCUGGCGGCUCCCGGAUUGCUGCUGCUCCUGCUGGCCGGCACGGCGGGGCUCUGCCGGGCGCUCUUCUCCCUCCCGCUCCGCGUGUCCCACCCCGCCGCCCCCGCCGGCUCGCCGCCCGCCCCGGUGGUGCUGCGGCCGGCGAGCGGCAGCCGGCAGCAGGAUGCCCCCGGGGCUGCGGACGGCUUGGCCUUAGCCUCGGAUCCCGGCGGCACCCUCAACUUUUUAGCCAUGGUGGAGAACCUCCAGGGAGACUCCGGCCGCGGCUACUACCUGGAGAUGCUGAUCGGGACCCCGCCGCAGGCGUUAAAUAUUCUGGUUGACACUGGGAGCAGCAAUUUUGCUGUAGCAGGUGUGCCUGAUCCUGAUGUCACAUCCUACUUCAAUCCUGAGCUGUCAAGCACAUACAGAUCUCAAGGGAUUGAGGUGACAGUGAAGUACAGCCAAGGCAGCUGGACUGGAGUGCUGGGCACAGAUGUCAUCACCAUGCCCAAAGGACUCUAUGGCAGCUACACCAUCAACAUUGCCACCAUCCUGGAGUCAGAGAACUUCUUCCUGCCAGGGGUUAAGUGGCACGGGAUCCUGGGUCUUGCCUACGAUGCCUUAGCCAAGCCUUCCAGUUCAGUGGAGACAUUCUUUGAUUCCCUCGUGAAGCAGGCAAAGAUCCCCAACAUUUUCUCCCUGCAGAUGUGUGGUGCUGGACUCCCUGUUUCUGGAAGUGGUACCAACGGAGGUAGUCUUGUGCUGGGUGGAAUUGAGCCCAGCCUGUACACAGGGGAUAUCUGGUACACACCCAUCAAGGAGGAGUGGUACUACCAGGUGGAAAUCCUCAAACUGGAGGUGGGGGGACAGAACCUCCAGCUGGACUGCAGAGAGUACAAUGCUGAUAAAGCCAUAGUAGACAGUGGAACCACUCUGCUUCGACUGCCAGAGAAAGUCUUCAGUGCUGUGGUGCAGGCAAUAGCUCGCACAUCCCUGAUACAGGAAUUCUCUUCUGAAUUCUGGACUGGUACACAGCUUGCAUGCUGGGAUAGGAGUGAAAAACCCUGGUCCUUAUUUCCCAAACUCUCCAUUUACCUGAGGGAUGAAAACUCCAGUAGGUCGUUUCGGAUCUCUAUCCUACCACAGCUUUACAUUCAACCCAUCCUUGUGAUAGGAGAUAAUUUGCAGUGCUACAGAUUCGGCAUCUCCUCCUCCACAAACGCCCUGGUCAUUGGUGCUACAGUCAUGGAAGGAUUUUAUGUCAUCUUUGACAGAGCCCAGAGGAGAGUGGGCUUUGCAGUGAGUCCCUGUGCAGAAGCUGACGGCGCGCCCGUCUCUGAGAUCGAGGGCCCUUUCACCACAGCAGACGUGGCCAGCAACUGCGUCUCCAGCGUGUCCUUCCACGAGCCCGUGCUCUGGAUCGCCUCCUACGCCCUGAUGAGCCUGUGUGGGAUCAUCCUGCUGGUGCUGAUUGUGCUGCUGCUCAUCCCCCCCCGCUGCCAGCACCGCUACACGGACAACGACGUGGUCAACGACGAGUCCUCCCUGGUGCGCCACCGCUGGAAAUGAGAGGCUGGAGCCCAAAAACAGACUUAAAAACAGGACCAAGGACAAAGAGCUCUGCCAAGGGGAAGAAGCCAAUGCCUCCUCAGUCCCUCCUACGUUCCUAGAAAACGCUGUUGAAAAUCCUACCAAAUCCCCUGCAUCGUGACUUUUAUAGCUUUAUUUUCUAACACCGGUUCUGAACCAAAGCACUGUUAACCACCUCUGAAGUGCUACGGUACUGGAUUUGCUACUGCAGUACAAUGAGCCUUUAUGCUCUCUACAGUACCUUCUUUAAAAAAAAAAAAAGGAAAAAAGUUUAAAAAAAAAGAUAAAAAACCACACCAUGAUGUUCUUCCACUGUCUGAACAAAAUUGUCCAUCUCUCUUUCACAAAAAAAAAGGAGCUGUCAGUAUUUUCUAACUAAUCGAGCCCUGACUGUAGAAAAAGAGAAAAAAAAAUCUUUCUUAUUAAUUGCAUUAAAUGAAUACUGCUUUCUGUUUA
This is a messenger RNA of Serinus canaria (Common canary), 2052 nucleotides long. RefSeq names its product beta-secretase 2 (gene BACE2). The record is from RefSeq and is a predicted model, not a curated record. NCBI's taxonomy places the organism in Eukaryota, Metazoa, Chordata, Aves, Passeriformes, Fringillidae. The coding region runs from base 16 to 1575 and encodes 519 amino acids. Gene Ontology annotation, biological process: amyloid-beta metabolic process; membrane protein ectodomain proteolysis. Gene Ontology annotation, molecular function: aspartic-type endopeptidase activity. Gene Ontology annotation, cellular component: membrane; endosome; trans-Golgi network. The transcript has 9 exons.